Messenger RNA from Meloidogyne enterolobii, 259 nucleotides. The record is from the annotation of a GenBank genome assembly. NCBI's taxonomy places the organism in Eukaryota, Metazoa, Nematoda, Chromadorea, Rhabditida, Meloidogynidae.
AAUGCCCGUUCCUCAAGGCUACCAACAACAACAAGUUUCACAACAACGCCAAGGCUUCUCGUGCUUUGACAAAUUGAAAAUGGGCUUUUUAAUGGGGUGUAUGAUAGGUGGUUCUACUGGCGUUAUUAUUGGGACUUUUACAACUUUGAGGGCCGGUCUACGCGGCAGAGAAGCUUUUAGACAAAUUGGCAAAGUGGCAGCCCAAAUGGGUGGAUCUUUUGGUGUUUUUAUGACUGUUGCGCAAGGGAUUAGAUGCUAA